This is a messenger RNA of Chondrus crispus (carragheen), 4131 nucleotides long. Its product is annotated as ATP dependant DNA helicase. Lineage: Eukaryota; Rhodophyta; Florideophyceae; Gigartinales; Gigartinaceae. Bases 1 to 4131 code for a protein of 1376 amino acids. The record is from RefSeq and is a predicted model, not a curated record. Gene Ontology annotation, biological process: telomere maintenance; DNA repair. Gene Ontology annotation, molecular function: DNA helicase activity. The transcript has 5 exons.
AUGCAACAGAGAAGAGCUGACGCGACAACCCCAGAGAGACAUGAGCGUCAAGACUCAAACCGAAGAUCCACAGAAGCAGCUAGAGCGGAAGAAAAUACCCCCCUCCGAGAUGCACGGCGCGAAGCGGAUCGCAAUGCGACACGAGGACCUAGAGCCGAGGAAAUUACUCCUGCUCGUGAGGCGCGGCGAGACCUUGACCGUCUAUCCACCCAACGAUCAAGGGAUGCACAAGACACACCGACUCGGAAUGCCCGGCAACGAUCCGACGGCCAGGCUCGAACGGCUUCUCGGCAGCUCUUCCCCCCACUACCCGAAUCCUCGCUUUCGUAUCGCGAUCUCGGCAUGGUCCAUAUUGAGUGUUCGCACUGCAAAGCUCUGCAUUUCGUCCAAGAACGCAUCGUGAGCAGCUCUGCCGCAAGGCCCAUGUUUUCCACAUGCUGUGGGAAGGGGAAGCUGUCACUGCCCCUUCUCACCGACCCGCCAGCUCUUCUGCGCUCUCUUCUCAUCGAUGAUACUCCAAGGGCCCGCCGCUUCCGUAAAAACAUUCGAGCAUACAAUUCAGCGCUGUCUAUGGCGUCCGUGGUCGCCAAAUGGGUGAAAAGAGGGCCCGGUACUUCCAAUUUUAACCCCACAAUGACGAUGCAGGGCGAGAUGUACCAUUACAUGGGUCCCAUGAUGCCAUCCGAGGGGCGGGCGCCUUCCUUUGCUUCCGUUUACAUUCACGACACUGACUACGGUACUCAAACGCGCACAAGGCUUGGCGGAGCCUCUACACGACUGGAAGACACACUGUUAAUGCAACUGACGCACAUGCUGCACGAAUGCAACCCCUACGUGCAGACUGUUCUCAAGAUUGGGCGAAGAGAUAUCGUCGUGCGCAGGCGAGGGACUCUGAACAGUAACGGGAACGAAGUGCUGGAUCCGAUUUCAGUCAGUCAUCGUGCAUACGAUCCGUUGAGUUACGUGCUUUUGUUCCCGAACGGUAGAGAUGGAUGGUAUCCAGAGCUUCGAUUCUCCAGUGAUGACGACGGCAGACGUACCAAGAUUACUCCGAUGAUGUACUACGGAUGGCAUUUGUUCGAAAGAGCAGGCGAGUUCAGCACAAUCUUGCACGCAGCGCGACUCUUUCAGCAAUACUUGGUUGACCAGUUCUGCAAAGUGGAGGCAGAAAGGCUUUCGUAUCUCCGCCACAACCAGACACAGCUUCGAGCCGCCGACUACACCUCACUGCGCGACAGCCUAGGAGACUCCGGUCGUGCUGAAGAUGAAGCCGAUGCCGUGCGUGCGGGACGACUGUUCAUUCUCCCUUCCACGUACAUUGGAGGUGACCGCUACAUGAGGCAGCAGAUGCACGACAUCAUUGCUAUAUCGAACCAAAUUGGCCACCCGGACAUCUUCCUCACUAUGACAUGCAAUCCAAGCUGGCCGGAGAUCACAAGACCCCUACUGCCGAACCAAACGCCUCAGGACAGACCGGACCUGUGCGCACGUGUGUUUCGUCUGAAAAUGAAAGAUCUCAUUUCCUUGGUCAUCAACGAGGAAGUAUUCGGAACCGUCGUUGCCCAUGUACGAGUCAUCGAAUUUCAAAAACGCGGUCUUCCCCACGCUCACGUUGUAUUUUUCCUAGAUGAAGUCUCCAAGAAUGAUCUGCGUACUCCCGAAAACGUCGACCGCAUUAUCUCUGCCGAGAUCCCGUCUGCCCAAGAUCCAGAACUCCAAGAGGUCGUGCUCAAGCAUAUGAUUCACAAUCCAUGUGGAGAACGCAAUCCAACAGCCGUGUGCAUGGGCGAGCAGUACUGCAGGAAAGGGUUUCCGAAAUCGUUCAAACACGAAACCAGCCAGUCCGACAGUGAGUACUACAUCACGUACCGCAGAAGGUCCCCCUCUGCAGGUGGCGUCUCCAUCGAGCGACCCUCCCGUGUUGGCCGACGACAGCAAUCCGUCGUGGUCGACAACUCCUGGGUCGUUCCCCACAGUCCUCUGCUUCUACGAUCAUUCGCUUGCCAUUUGAAUGUGGAACUCUGCGUGUCACGCGUUGGCGGAAUCAAGUACCUCUUCAAGUAUGUUUGCAAGGGACAAGACCGAGUGACCAUGGAAAUCACUGCCGAGAACGAGUGCCACGACGAGAUCUCCAACUUCCAAGAUGCCAGAUACGUUUCGGCAUCGGAGGCCGCAUGGAGGUUAUUCUCCUUUGACAUUGUAGAUCGCAAUCCUCCAGUGGUCAGACUUACGGUGCAUCUGCCCAACCACCAUACAGUAUACUUUGAGGAAGGGCGAGAGCAGGAGGCGGCGCUUCGACCAGCAUCAGGUACGAAGCUGACCGAGUGGUUUAAAGCCAACGAGAAGUACCCAAGCGCGAGGCAUCUUCGGUACCACAAGUUUCCAAGGUACUUUACGUGGAAGACACGCACCAAGUCAUGGACCUACGAUUUCAGUGGUACAGGUGCCAACGUAGUCGGUCGAAUCUACACUGUCAGUCCGAGGGAGGGUGAGCGCUACUUUCUUCGCCUCCUCCUCACACAAGUGCCAGGGGCAACAUCCUUCGAGAACUUGCGAAAUAUCGACGGCGAGCAGUGCACCAGCUUCCGACAAGCUUGCUUACGACUCGGUUUGCUGGCCGACGAUGCCGAGUGGAAGCACGCAAUCCGAGAUUCAUUCCGGUCAAGCUUCGUUCCUCUUUCUCAUCUGUUUGCUACGAUUCUGGCACACUGCCAGCCUUCGGACCCUCUCUCGCUGUGGAACGACCACCUGGACAUGUUUCUCACCGAUAUUCGCAAUCGUGCACGCAGACAACCCAUUCGAAGACAGCAUCUUCGCGAUGAUCACCACGCCACAUCUUACGUACUUCGAGAGGUACAGGAGGCUCUGCAGACCCACGAGCGCAGCAGUGGGAAGGGCGACUACAGACGUCACUUCCUUCGUACGCGCCGUAAGCAGGUCAUCGCUGUCGCUACGUCUGCUGUUGCUGCUGUGCUGAUCGACGGUGGACGCACCGCUCAUUCCGUGUUCAAGAUUCCCAUUCCUGUAUCUGCCGAAAGCACGUGCAGCUUCUCCGCAAACUCCGACACAGGCCGUACAAUGCAACAAGUCGAUCUCAUCAUAUGGGACGAGAUCGUCAUGUGCCAUCGACAUUGCAUUGAGACUGUCGAUCGCUCCCUUCGAGACUUGAUGCAAACCGACCGGCCCUUCGGAGGAAAGUUCCUCGUGCUCGCUGGAGACUUUAGACAAAUCCUUCCCGUCGUUCCGGGCGGGUCCAGAGGUCAAAUCGUGAGUGCGUGCGUCAAGGCUUCCCCGCUGUAUCGAGAGUGCCGAUUCCUGCGCCUUACCGAGAACAUGCGCCUUGCUGCUCUCCGAGCGGACCCUGCAGCAGAUGUGGAGGCUCUCAACUUUCCAGAAUUCCUCCUCAGCGUCGGGGAAGGCAGACUUCAAGGCGAACAGCGCCCGGAAUGGAUCUCACUACCACAGUCCGUUGCGUUCGAGCACACCAUCCGCAAUUUAUGCCUCAAGGUCUUCCAAGGCAUUCGAGACAAUCACGCCGACCCUGCCUGGCUCACCAAGCGCGUUAUACUCACCACAAAGAACAGGCCGCUCGAGGAAGUCAACGAGGUCAUCGGCAACAUGAUUCCGGGAUCGUAUCGAACGUAUUUGAGCGCAGACAAGGUCGAGAACGAAGACACCAACGCGCUGAUCUAUCCCACAGAAAUGCCCAACACCUUGACCGCCGGAUCUGCUCUACCAGACCACAAGCUCAAGCUCAAGAAAGGCUUCAUCGUCAUGCUUCUGCGCAAUCUCGAUCCCGCUACCGGUCACGUCAACGGCGCGCGAUAUGUCAUCGAGAACAUGACCAACAACCUGCUCUUUCUACACGUUACCACCGGGUCACACCAAGGCAACAGACUGUGUCUUCCUCGAAUGCCCUGCGGACCAGGAGACGACAACUUUCCCAUCCCUGGCUUCACCCGUACGCAGUUCCCCAUUCGCACGUGCUUCGCCCUUACAACGAACAAAGCGCAAGGCCAAUCCUUCGGUGGCCGCAUUGGUCUCGACUUACGGGAACACGUGGAGAGAGUGGGACGGGGCCGCCACCAGAGACACGUGUGGGAGGCGGGGUGGGGCCGCAGGGCGGCCUAG